AUGCCGAGUACCGCAACCUUUUCCGGGUUCGCAUCCAACAUCCACUUCCUGCCUUACCCAGGCCCCAUUAUAGGCGGCACCAUCGCCGGCUCUCUCGGCUGGAAGGCAAUCUUCUGGUUCCUCACCAUCUACGGCGGCGUAUUCCUAUGCAUUUUGAUCAUCCUUUUACCGGAGACCCUAUGCUCCAUCGUCGCCAACGGCAGCCGCACCCCGUCCAACCCACUGACUCGCUUUUCCCUGGACGUAUACCAACGCACCACCAAGAUUCCCUGGCAUGACCACUCCCGAGAUCCACAAACCCAGCCCGCCGCCCGCAAGAAAAUCGACCUCCUCGACCCGAUCCGCAUACUCCUCUCCAACCACGCCGCGCCCAUCAUCCUCUUCCUCGCCAUCUACUACGCCGUCUGGCAGAUGAGCAUCACCGCCAUGUCCUCCCUCUUCGAGGAGCACUACAACCUCACCGAGAUCCAGACCGGGCUGACCUUCAUAGCCAACGGCGUGGGCUCAAUGAUCGGCACAUUAGUGACGGGCAAGAUCCUGGACGCGGAUUACCGGCGCGUCAAGGCGGCGUACGAAGCCUCGUUCGACGCGGAGCACGCCAAUGACUCCGACGCCGCCAGCGCGACAGCCCUCGCCUCCGCGCGGGAAACAGACUUUCCCUUGGAACGAGCGCGUCUGUGCCUGGUGCCCGUAUUCUCGGUCCUCCAAUGCUGCUCCAUCAUCUUGUUCGGGUGGACGAUCCGGUAUCCACACAAGGUGCACAUGGCGGUGCCAAUUGUCUCGACGUUUAUUACCGGGUGGACGGCGGUCUCGACGCAGUCGCUGGUUAUGACGUACCUGGUGGAUGUGUUUCCCGAGCGGAGUGCAGCCGCCAGCGCCAGUUUGAACCUCGCAAGGUGCCUGUUUGCGGCUGGGGGCACGAGCUUCAUCACGCCGACGAUCGAUGGGGUGGGAGUCGUUGUCGCAUUCACGAUUUGUGUUGCGGUGCAGCUGCUAGCGCUAGUAGGGCCCUUCAUCCAGUGA
Molecule: messenger RNA, 1023 nt
Organism: Aspergillus japonicus CBS 114.51
Lineage: Eukaryota; Fungi; Ascomycota; Eurotiomycetes; Eurotiales; Aspergillaceae
Product: putative MFS multidrug transporter
Exons: 4
Coding region: 1-1023 (340 amino acids)
Biological process (GO): transmembrane transport
Molecular function (GO): transmembrane transporter activity
Source: RefSeq, a predicted model, not a curated record